Molecule: messenger RNA, 9586 nt
Organism: Phalacrocorax carbo (great cormorant)
Lineage: Eukaryota; Metazoa; Chordata; Aves; Suliformes; Phalacrocoracidae
Source: RefSeq, a predicted model, not a curated record
GCUCCUUCAUUCCCUGGGGCCAUGGGGCUGGCAGCAAUGGGGAAGUGUGUGGGGGUGUGGACAUGGAGGGCUCUGGGGUGUAAGCGAUGUUGGUGGCUCACCACUGCCCAGCAGGGAUUGCUCCCGAAGGCAGCUCCAUGCCUGGAAAGCUGGCAGUGGGCCUUACAGCAUUGGGGCAGCUUCAUGCUUUUUUUGGUGGCUUUCCUAAAAACAGUGGCUUGUGCAAUCUUCCCAGUCCUUCAACAAAACUUUUCCUGGCAGAACCCCUCCAAAACUUCUGGGAACGUAAGUUUUUGAAAGACGAUGGGGUUAAAGACAUUUACACUCCUUGUACAGCACUGACAGAUUUCCUGGUGCAGAGAUUUCUUGUAGAAACCCAAGUUUAUGUCGGUGGGUUGGGCUGGGGGAGCUGAAGUAGCUCCAUGAAACAUGGGGGAGAUUUUCAGCCUAGAAGAAAGGGCAGAGGUGAUGAGGGAGGAACCUUGGAAACUGCUGGGGAUGGAAACCCUGUCUGUCUCCAUCCCACCAUCCUGAGGAAGGCGUUGUUCCCAGUGCACAACCUGAACUGUCUGCUGUCUGGGGUGUUGCUCUGAGAAGAAUUUUCCCCCAACCCCUUCAUGACUGACCCUGAAGGGCUGAUCCUGACUCUGCUGCUCACGCAGGUGAGACCGGCUCUUUGUGCUCGCAGUUCACCUCCAGCUCUAUGCCCGUGGAUGCGUGUGUGGCCACACCAGCAUGGUGGCCGGCUGGGUCCCCUGGCCCUGCUGGCAUGGGCAGGAGAAUGGACACAGCGCUGUCUGCUGCUAGCCAGAGCCUAGGCUGGGAACAUCCAUGAGAUGGGCAGUGCUGCAUUUGUCUGUGCAUUAUGCAUAGGGUCCCUCAAAGCUUUGUCACAGCUGGUGACUGUAUGUGCACUGUGUUCUAUGGGAGAAAGCUUUUGCAGAUAUCAGGAAUAGACUGAAAUGAAUAGGGCAUAACAAGCACUGAAACAUGACUUUGUGUCUGCAAAUAAUAAGGAAUGAGUUACAGUCUUGGAAGAGCAGGAACGUUACCCUGUGUGCAGGGUCCAGCCUGUCCCUGGUGUUGAUUAGGUGCCCUCCUCACACUGUCCUCUGUAUUGAAGCUCUGCUUGAAACGUAUUGUCUACAGAUGGGUUUCUCAACCUUUUCUAACCCAGAGAUGGCCAAACCUCUUUGGUGGAAAUCCAAGGAUCAUUUUGUUCAGAGCCACCACAUGGUUUUAUUUAUGUCCCAUGUGAAUUAGGCAGACGUCUCGCUGUUUGUCUGUUUUAUUUCAUUCCCUCGCUCUUGCUUGCGCACAUAGGAAUGUGCGCGUGUGUGUUUAGGAACAAUUUUGCAGACCGCUUCCUACUGUUGUUGGGAUGAGGAGCAGGUCCUGGACCCAACACGACAGUGGGCAGUGAUGGGCCCUGUCCUUAUUUCACAUCACAGCUCUUUUCCCCGGGCAGAUCCUCCUGGGGAGGGAGAAAAUUGCCAGGCACUGCCCAAGCUGCUCCACCAUCUUUUGCCAUGCCAGGGUACCCAGGAAAUCCUUGAGGACCAUCAACGUUCAUGUCCUCACCAGGACACCAGCUCCAGCCUCAGGCUUCAGGGCCAUCCCUGUUCAUUUACAGCACAUUGCUGAAAAACAGCCUGAGCCCAUGGUGCUGGGCUGAGUACUGCCUGGUGCAUCCUCUGUGCUGAUUGAUGCGGGCUUCAGUUCCUCCACUUUCUGCCUGGAAGUGUCUGGGUCCCCCUGCUUCUGGAGGGGACACCUGCAGCUGCGUCCCUUGGUCCAGAAGACAUCCCCACUGGCUGGCUUUUUCACUAAGGAAGUGCUCAAAGGUGGCUGUGUCCCCUUUGGAAAAAACAGCCACCCUGGGGUCCCCAGCAGGAAUUUUCCCCCCUCCCUGGGAGGAGUUGGAUGGGCAAAGCCAGGACUGGCAUUGGUGGGAGACUUCCCAAAAUCCGGCCACUUGUGUGAGUCCUCCACUGAUGGCGGCACGGUGGCACUGCCAGCUCCCAAAGCCACGCUUAACUUGACACAUGUGUGCAGCCCUGGGAAAUGUGGUGGCUCUGAUUCUCAUUUGUGCUGCCUUACCCUGCGCCAGCCUGCUGGGAGGCAGGGCCCUACCAGCAGCCACGCUCCGCACUGUGCCUUCCAGCAUGCCAACCUCUUUGCCGGAUGGCCCGAGACGCUGGUCCCCAAUCCUCCGGCCAGCAGACAUGGCGUGGGGUGCCGGAGAGAUGGGUGCUCCCAGCCCUGGCACUGGUGGGCAUCCCUGGGGCUGUGGAAGCAGCACAAGGGGCUGAGCCUGUCAGGGGAGAAGGGAUGGUUUGCAUCUUCUGCAUCCCUUGCAGUCACCACCAGUGGCUGCCAUUUGGGAUCUCCGGGUUUGAGAGGUGGCCGUGCUGCUGAGUGCUGUCCCCAGCACAGGGAUAGGAGAGAUGGGGAGCCAGCAGUGCCUCACCUCUGCAGCUCUCUCUGGAGGGGUUAAGCUCUGCUUAAGCUCCGCUUAAGUAUGAUCCCAGUAGAGCCCUAUUUUGGGGGAUCCCCAAAGAGAGGCUUUGUGGGGCGGGAGAGCUCUGUGCAGCCCUACUUGGUGCAGAGCAUCCCUGGACAUGCGUGCAGCCGCCCUCUGGUCUCUUUUACUCUGAGGUGGAGGCACCAAUGGUGUUCAGGUGUCUCUGGGCUCCAGUAGCAGCUCCUCUCGGGAUUUGCGACUGAGGUGCAGGGUGCUCUGCUCUGCCACAUGUCCACACCCAAUGGGUUGCACUCUUCUGGUCCUGGUGUGGUGGAUUUUGAGCCAUCGAGGAGCGUGGACAGACUGGCAGCGAGGCACAUCUGUCGGCCCAGCUCUGGCUGUUCCUUGCUGAUGAAACUCCCGGUUUGCAACACAAUUAUUUUGGCGUUUCGUCCCGGCCAUUCGCUUUCUAUUCUGGUGCUUGCCUUGCGGGAAGGCUUUGGGGAUGGGGGCGUGGGAGCUCAUUUCAAUUGUUCAGGGAAUGGAAGUAACUCAUUUUGCGGCUAAAGAAACCCAGCGGAGCUUGAUGCGUGCAGGGAGUUUUUCCACUGCUGUCUCUCCCGUUUAAACAGCGUAACCUUGAGGGUUUCCAAACCGAUGCUCAGCACGCUACCACCCUCCUCGCAGCAGGGCUGGAUCUGGUGGCUGGCCCUUGGGCUAGAGCCUUGCUCAGGGCACCAGCUGUGCAUCACCUGCCUGAGGCCAUUUUAGGGGAGGAAUAUGUACCUUGUGGCAUCUGGGUUUUUUUUGGGCAGGAGGGAGUGGACCGGAGGGGACAGAGAAUCCCCCCAUUACAGGCUGGGAUUGUGCUGUUGAAAGCCCAAGGCUUUUAGGGGCAGGAAGGUUUUCACCUUGUUCUCUCUGGGCAGGGGCGAGUCUCCCACCUACUCCCAUGUGACCCUGGGAAAAUGAAUCACCGAAAAUGAAAGGAAGCAAAAAAGAAAAAGAAAAAAGCCAAUUAAAAAAUCCCUCCCCAAAGCUGCCUUCCAGAGGGUUGGGCAAAAGAUAAAAGCUCUCCAAGGAGCUGGGACUCCUCCUCUCCCACCACCGACUUCUCAUUUAAAUGUCUGAGCGCAGGCUGCAGCCGGCACUGCCUCUGCAGCUGCCCCAGGGUGGCUCCCUGCGGCCCACUGCCUGCCACCCCUGCCGUGCCCUGGCGGCAAUGCCCAUGCAAAAGGACGGUAGAGCUGGGUCUUAGCACCCCAGAAGCAGCCUGGUGUGGAACAUCCCCGAGGAGGACAGACCCGUGCUCUGGGUGGUCCCUGCGGCAGACGAUGCAAGAGCCCCUGGGGGGCCUGAGCUGAGUGGCGCCUGCCCGGGCGUAGAGGAGUGGACGGCACGGGUGUCCCAGUGCAUGGACUCCCUGAGGCCAGCCCCCCGAUGUCGGCUCCGCUGCUGCUCUGGGUCAUCCUCCUCCGCUGGGCUACCGGCGGGGGCUUCGUCCGGGGGGGCAGGACCUGGCAGCACUGCACAGACCUGCGCCCACUGGACAUCCUCUCAGAGGUGGUUCCUGCCGGCAGGCUGGCCCAUGGCAUGAGGGUGUUUCAAGUGCAGGGGGUGCGCGGCUUCCAGCUCACCGCCUCGCGUCCCCGUGCACUGGGCUUCCCCGCCUCCCGGCUUUUCAUCCACUGCGACCGCUUCCCCGAGGAGUUCUCCAUCAUCAUCACGCUGAGGGUCCUCAGCAUCCCCGUCAAGAGAAAUGAGUACAUCUUCACACUGAUGGCAGAGGAGAGCCCCAGCGUGCUGGUGGGGCUGCGCUAUGCCCCCAACAAGCUCCACUUCCUCUUCUGGAGCCAGGAGCGCACCGGUGGCUGGCAGACCCGCGUCACCUUCCCCAACGUCUCCCUCUCUGACAACCAGUGGCACACGCUCGUCCUGGCUGUCUCUGGCCAGUCCUUCUCCUUGACGGUGGACUGCAGUGUCCCUAAGGAUGUGGUGGUGGAGAUGCCAUUUCCAGCUUCUCUGUCGGUGAAGAGAGCCAGCUUCUACCUGGGCAACAGGAGGAGAAGGAAAGGCAUAUUCACGGGCUUGCUGAGACAGCUUGUCCUGCUGCCAGGAGCUGAUGCCACCCCUCGUAUAUGCACCACCAUGAACUUUAAAGUUGCGACGCUCUCUGUCCCCACUGUCCUCCAGGAUCUCCCUGUGAAGCCAGUGAGCAACGAGGUGCUAAAAUACCCCUACGAGACCGACAUGAAAGUGACCCUGGGGUCCCGUCCACCAUGCACCAAGCAGGAGAAGGAGCAAUUCUGGUUCAAUGUCUCCCAGCGAGCGCUGUACCUCUGCAAUGGCAGUGCCUGGAUUUCCAUGCUGGAAGUCAAAGAGAGGCUGGACUAUGUGGAGGAGUACCAGAACCUGGUGACCAACUCUGAGACAAUGGGAGUUGAGGUCUUCACUAUCCCAAAGGUAGGACUGUUUGCAGCCACUGCCAACCGGUACACCCCACCGGGAUCAGCCAUCUAUAAGUGGACCGAUGGGAAGUUUGCGCCCUACCAGAAUAUUGCCACCUACCAAGCUCAGUCCUGGAAGUAUUUCACCAUAGGAAAAAAGAUCUUCCUAGCAGUGGCUAAUUUCGAGCAGAAUGACAGGGGUCAGGAGUUCUCUGUAAUAUACAAGUGGAGCUGGAGGAAAAAGAAAUUCGUCACGUACCAGAGGAUCACCACGCACAGCGCUAGGGACUGGGAGGCAUUUGUCAUUGAGGGAGAGACUUUUCUCGCAGUGGUCAACCACAGAAAAGGGAAUAACCACAACAUAGACAGUGUGAUAUACAGAUGGAACCCCAGGACAGGGUUGUUUGAAACCAACCAGACCAUCCCUACCUCUGGAGCCUAUGACUGGGAAUUUUUCACCAUUGGGCCGUAUUCCUUCCUGGCUGUGGCGAACACGUUCAAUGGCACAUCCACUAAGAUCUACUCACACAUCUACAUCUGGCUCAGUGGCUCUUUCCAGCUCUUCCAGUCCAUCCUGACUUUUGGUGCUGCUGACUGGGAGGUCUUUCAUAUUGGGGACAGAGUCUUCCUGGCUGUUGCAAACAGCCACAGCUAUGACAGUGGGAUGCCAGCACCCUCUAACUUCUAUGCCAUCAACUCCUCAAUCUAUGAGCUGAACAUCACUGCCCAGAUGUUUGUCAAAUUCCAGGACCUCGUCACCUACAGUGCCCUGGACUGGGAGUUCUUCUCAGUGGGAGAUGACUCUUUUCUGGUGGUAGCAAACUCCUUCAAUGGCUUCACAUUCUCCGUUAACAGUAUUAUCUACAGGUGGCAAGGCUAUGAAGGCUUCGUAGCGGCUCACCACCUCCCCACUGUUGGCUGUAGAGACUGGGAGGCAUUUCACACUGCCGAGGGCUCCUACCUCCUCUACUCUAGUGCCAAGGAGCCGAUUUCCAAGGUGCUCAAGCUGAAAACCACCUGAGGUGGCUGAGAUACGCUCGGCUCAUCGACAGGAUCAGGGCAAGCUGGGCAUCAAGGUGAAGAUGGACCACAGAGCCCAGGAACAGCUGCAGCAUCAGCCCUGCAGCUGGCUGGUUGUGCACUCUGCAAGAGAGGGAGGAGGAGAAGGGGAGCUCCAGGGCUCUCUGCAGCCUUGUCUGGGGGCUGGCAAAGGUGACCCUGCUUUGGUGCUGUUUCUCUUGGACAAGCUCUCCUGCUACACUCCAGAGCCACGUCCUACCCAGGGUGCCUGGUGCCCAGGCACUUUCCCAGGCUCACUGGGACCCCAGUGCUUGGCAGUCCCCAGCCAGGAGGGACCCAGAGCUGCCAUUGGUUGUGGACAGAGCUCACACAAAGCCAGGGAAGAAAGAGACUGAGCAGAACAUGUGCUGCCGGGGUGGGUGAAUGGCAGGGGGAAGGAAACGGUAUGUAAGAAAUUGGGGGGAAAAGGUGGCUUCAGGCUUGGCUUGGCCUGCCCAGCACCUGGGGCUGCAAUGAUGAGGACCCAUCUGGUUUGACAUUGCACACCAUGCUUCGUGUCCAUCUUCAGUGGCCUCGCCACCCCAUUCCACUGCUGCAGGCACCUGCCCGCUCUCCUGCUCCACUGUGGCUGGUUUUGGUCAUCCUCGCCAACCGACGUAUGUGUAUUGUACAAAUCCAUAGAUGUGUACAAGGACCAAUGCUGGUCCUUGCACUCCUUUGCAUGAGGUUAGCGACGCUGAAGCAAACCUGCUGUGCAUGGUGACCAAUCCAGAUACCAUGGGCAUGGGAAAGACCCAAAACUGCUCCAGGCCUCUUUUCCUCUCCUUUGUCUGGGAGACUCUUUUGCUUAACCAGAGCUCUAAUAAAUUGUGCACCCAGCCUUCGUCCAAGCACAAGCUGCGGGUACCCGAGCUGCUCUGCCCAUGGCAGAGGCUUUCCUCCACUCCACAAACCACCCCCAAGCAUGACAGGGCCAUGUCCAUGGCCAUAGGUGGCCUGUGAGGACAAGGUGGCCCUGAGCAAAGUGGGGUGCUGGGGUGAGGGUGCCUCUCCCACUCCCCUUUGCAUGGGACCCUCUGCCUCUCCCAGUUGGCCCCAUUGCUCGGCCUUCCGCGGCCCCAGGUUUCCCGCUGGGGCUGGGUCACCCACCCUGGCACAGGGGAGCCCACAGGAGGUGUUAGCCCACCAAGAAGGAGUUGGGGUGGGGGGUGGGGGGCACAGCCUGAGCUGCCCUGGGGUCCAGGCCCAGGAAAGCCACCACAGGCAGCCCCAGCAGACCUCCCUUCUCCCCAGGCCCAGUCACAUCUGCAGCUGGCUCUGCUGGGAAGGACCGUUUCUUGCUUGUGAAACAAGGCAGAACUCAAUUUGCUUCCAUCACGCUGAGCCACGUGCAGCAUCUCUAAUUUGGCCACAAGGAAAGGCAAGAUAAGGCAAGACAUACCAGACGAGGAGCAGAGGCACCAUUUGGACAGCUGGCCCCUACUCGAGACAGGCUGGCGUGAGGGUGGAGAGGAUGUAACCUAAUGGGAGCUGCACUGGUACACUGAAUUUAGGCUUGUCUGCUUUGGGAGAGAUUGAAUUAGGACAAGCACAACCCCCUUGAGCGCCACCACUCUCCCCAGAUGCACAGCUUCCAGUGCAGCAUAAACCCUGAGGGUUUUCCUAUGUGUUGGGCUUUAUUGAGAAAUCAAAGGUUUGUGAGAUCAGCCCCAGGCUGCUGGUGGCAGGCAGAGGCUGCUGAAACGCUGGGCGGCGGCUGGGACCAAUGUCUUGCUCUCUGCAAGACCAGUCCCUCUCUGGAGCCAGGACAAUGUGGCUCCACUGCACAGAGUGACGCAUCCCUCUGCACCCCAGGCUGCGGGGACCUCCUGGCCCCACAAGAGCCCCCUCCCUCAUCUGUCUCACCCCAGGGGCUAGUUCUUUCCAAACCAUGUGGACCGUGAACCUGUGGCUGGGGCUGCUUUCCCUGCAAGCCCAGCUCUGGCAGGGGAGAAGGGGUCUGUGGGGGGGGGAUUCUUCCCCAGGAACCUGGGCUCCAUUGACAGGUCUGCAUGGGGUGUUCCUGUCAUCCCUCCUCCAUGUUGUUUGCCCAUGCUCAGUCCAGCAUCGCUGGGGAGGGAUGAAGUCGGUGGCACUCAUUUGCAGGACCAGAAAAAGCACCGGAAAAUCCCAUAAAGAAGCUUGGAAGCCUAUCAGAUUGCCACUGGCUCCCCACAAAGAAGCUGGGAACAGGGAGCCCCAAUGCUGCACUACAGGGCAGUGCUGGUGGUCUCUGCAUGGCCCUGGGUGCUCGACGGUGACUUCAGAUACUCCACAUGCUUGCAGGUGUCCUCUUGAUUGUGCCGGACAUAGCAGAUCACAUAGACGAUGACCAUAGUGAACCAGCCAAACGUGGUGAUGAACAUGGCCACGUCUGUGGUCCUUUGACACACGCUGCAGAAGUUGACACCAGCAUCCAGGACCUGGAGCAGUGGCUUGCCCACGUAUUCCUCACGUGGGGCUGUGUGGCAGGUGAUGUCCUGGACGGAGUCAGGGUCCAGCCGUGCCUCCCACAACACCUCCUGCAAGGCACACUCGCAGUGCCAGGGGUUGUUGGCCAGCCGGAGCUUGGCAUUGAGCGUCAGCAAGGCCUCCUUGGGGAUGUUGCGGAUGCGGUUGCUGGAGAGGUCAAGGGUACGCAGCCCAGCAGCCACCCCUUUGAAAGCUGCCCUGUCAAUCUUCUCAAUGGCAUUCCUGGAAAGAUCAAGUUCCUCCAGGUGGGAGAGGUGCCUGAGGGCAUUGCUGGGGAUCCUGGUGAUGCUGUUGGCAUCCAGCUUGAGGAACACUGCAUCUUUGGGGAUGUCCUUGGGGAUCUCCACCAAGUGCCGGGAGCUGCAGAGGACAGCCUUUGCCCCUGCCCUCUCUGUGCACUGGCAGCUUGGGGGGCAGGAGCUGCCCCAGGGGAUACACAGCAGGAGGCAGAAAAAAGCCUGGGUGAUGCUGGCUGCCGGUGUGGUUGUGAGGGCCAUCUUGCACCUGGCCAGCUCGGCAUGGCUGCUGGCGAUUCCCUGGUGGCUGCAGCAGCUCCUGGGCAGCCGGGCGGCUCCUCUGCGCUCCUGCAAAGCCUCUCCCAUUGCUGGAGGAAAGUGGUGGGUGGAGGGGAUAUGAGAAGACAUUAUUUCCUGGAACUUUGUUUUUGUGCCCUGGCAAAGCAGCAAGAGGCUGGGCUCAGGAGCCAAGAAAAUGAGGGCGGAAUGAUACUGGCUACCAUCUUUUCCAGGACAGCUUAAUUUGGCUUAAGAUUAAUUAUACCUGGACAUAGAACUGCGGAGAUUAAAAACCGUUUCACCCCCCACCGCCAUCUCUGUACAGACCACUCAGGCAAAGGGUGCUGCAGGACUGGGUUGUCAAAAUGGGCACAGCCCCGGAGCCUCUGCCCCACCCUGCUGCCAAUUUCCACAUGGGAUGCAUCAAUUUGCUGCUGGAGGACAGCAGCAGUAAAUUCCUGUCUCACCAACCUCGAGUGUUAAAAAAAAAGAUGAGUCAGACUCCCCAGAUCAUCAGGCUGGCUUAAUCUCCACUGGGUUUUUAAAUAACAAGAUGUGGAGUUCUUCUGCUUUCCCCAUAUGGUCCAUGAGCUGGUACAUGUUUCCAAGCAUUUUGCCAAAGCAGGUGU